CCCUCCCUCCUUGCGGCGUCCCUCUCUCUUUCUCACCCAACCCCAACUCUACACGCACGCGGCGACAGCGAGAGAGAUGAGCACCGGCGGCGGCGCGGACAAGUCCGGCGGCGGCGGCGGAGGGGCGGUGAAGACGCCCUCGGACUUCCUCAAGUCGAUCAGGGGACGCCCCGUCGUCGUCAAGCUCAACUCCGGCGUCGACUACCGAGGUAUUUUGGCUUGCCUGGAUGGGUAUAUGAACAUUGCAAUGGAGCAAACGGAAGAGUAUGUGAAUGGCCAACUCAAGAACAAGUAUGGUGAUGCCUUCAUAAGAGGCAACAAUGUUCUAUACAUCAGCACUUCGAAGAGGACCCUUACGGAUGACGCAUAGAUCGAGUGGAACAGAGUCGACUCUUUUUAACUUCAAAAUCGUUAAGCUGAUUGGUUGUGAUCUCUCUCUGACCCAUGCUCGUACCUGCUGUUUUGAGGUGGGAAAAUGUAUUGCAUAUUGCUAGACUUAUCAGAAACUUCUUUAAUGUAACUGUAUCAGCUUUGCAAAGAACUUCCGGCCAAGAUCUCCAGUUGCAUUUUGA
Molecule: messenger RNA, 572 nt
Organism: Oryza sativa Japonica Group (Japanese rice)
Lineage: Eukaryota; Viridiplantae; Streptophyta; Magnoliopsida; Poales; Poaceae
Biological process (GO): maturation of SSU-rRNA; mRNA splicing, via spliceosome
Cellular component (GO): sno(s)RNA-containing ribonucleoprotein complex; U4/U6 x U5 tri-snRNP complex; U6 snRNP
Molecular function (GO): RNA binding
Source: RefSeq, a predicted model, not a curated record